Messenger RNA from Cucurbita moschata (crookneck pumpkin), 967 nucleotides. RefSeq names its product nifU-like protein 3, chloroplastic. The transcript is spliced from 4 exons. Gene Ontology annotation, cellular component: mitochondrion; chloroplast stroma. The record is from RefSeq and is a predicted model, not a curated record. Bases 178 to 861 code for a protein of 227 amino acids. Gene Ontology annotation, molecular function: iron ion binding; iron-sulfur cluster binding. Gene Ontology annotation, biological process: iron-sulfur cluster assembly. NCBI's taxonomy places the organism in Eukaryota, Viridiplantae, Streptophyta, Magnoliopsida, Cucurbitales, Cucurbitaceae.
CAUUCUCCCUUUUCUCCUUCCCAAUUUCCAGCCACAAAAUUUGGCCACACCAAUGACGAUCUUCAUCUUUAUCACCCAAUCACUGUGUUUCCCUUCUGCAAAAUUCAUAACCCAAACACAUUGCCCUAACUCAGCACCGCAUCCCACUGUUUAUGAGUCUUCAUAGCUCGCAUUCCAAUGGUAGCCGCUUUCUCAACUCGAGCUCAAGCUCUUAAACCAACUCCAACCACUGCAACUCUGUAUCGGUCACCGUCUGAGCGAACUUCGGCUUCCCAUUUGUCAUUCUUCAAGAGUUCGUUCUUUAGAGGUCAAUUUUGUAGCCGGCGCUUUCUUGGAUUCAACUCAAGUUGUACUCGGAGGCGUCAUUUAGGAAACGUGGUGUCACCCAGUUGUGUUCUUCCAUUGACUGAGGAAAAUGUGGAGAAAGUGUUGGACGAAGUAAGGCCAAGCCUGAUGGCUGAUGGAGGGAAUGUUGCUUUGCAUGAGAUAGAUGGGCUUGUUGUGAUAUUGAAGCUUCAAGGAGCAUGUGGCUCUUGCCCAAGCUCAACCAUGACACUCAAAAUGGGAAUCGAGACCAGACUCAGAGACAAAAUUCCUGAAAUUUUGGAAGUUGAGCAGAUCAUAGACACUGAAACAGGACUUGAACUCAACCACGACAAUGUUGAAAAGUUACUUGCAGAGAUUAGGCCAUACUUGGCUGGGACAGGGGGUGGAAUUCUGGAGCUGAUAGAGAUAAAAGAUUACGUUGUUAAAGUGCGGCUGAGUGGACCAGCAGCUGGAGUUAUGACAGUUCGAGUUGCUCUCACACAGAAGUUGAGGGAGAAAAUACCAGCCAUUGCAGCUGUGCAGCUUAUAGAAUAGAACCAGCUUUGAUUCAGACAUGCUCACCUCAUUUUCUCUUUUCAUUUCAUUAUUUUCUCUUCAUUGAUUUCUGAACUAUAAGAGUGACAGAGAAAAAGAAUGAAAA